GAAAGAUUUUGCACGCUGCAUAAAUCCGGGAAAAUAACUUACUAAAACGCGAACAAAUAAGUUGAGAAAAUGUGUCUGUUUUUGCAACUGUUGGUUAGUCUUCUCUUCGUAAGAUCAAGUCUUUGUGCUUCGACAAGUUCAGUCUCAACAUCCACCGCACAGACGACCACCCCUGACCCGUGCGCCGGAAGUCUAUGUCUGAACAACGCCACGUGCGCGGGUAGCUCUUCCGGUUACACGUGCAAGUGUUUGCCAGGCUUCACAGGGGCGCGCUGCGAAAAUGAUGUUGACGAGUGUCUCCAUUCCCCGUGUGAUAACAACGCGCUCUGUCACAACACGUUUGGUGAUUACACGUGCUUCUGUCGGGCCGGGUUCGCCGGCAAAAACUGCUCUGAUCCGGACUUCUGUGCAUCCAAUCCAUGUCAAGGACAAGGUCAAUGUCAUCAUAAUGUGACGUCAUUCUAUUGCGAUUGUUUCCAUGGUUACAGUGGACAAACUUGCCAAAUUGACGUUGACGCAUGUCUGACUUCACCGUGCAAAAAUGGGGCCACGUGUCAGGACCUCGUGGGGGAUUAUACGUGCACGUGCCCGCCGGAGUUUACGGACAAACACUGCCAGACCAAGAUCGACUAUUGCGACCCUUCACCGUGUAGAAAUGGCGGGACAUGUCGUCUGCAAGGCGUUGGUUACGUCUGCGAUUGUCCCGAUGACGUCAUAGGCCUAAAUUGUGAACUCCCUAUUCAACAGAUGUGCGAUGGGGACGAGUCUUUCUGCACGUGCAUGGUUGACGAAGCGCCCAUUCAUGUCCCCGUGCCAGACGCCUUCCGGGACGACGAGAGGGAAAGAUAUCUUCUUACCGGAAUAAUUGCCUAUCCCACCGGACUGGUUCUUGGCGCCAUUCUCUGCACCUUUUUCCACUACCUACUGCGUCCUCGCUGUUGCCCGGCAACCAAACGUCCGUCCUCAGCAGUUUCGGCCCGUUCUGAUUCGUCCCUGAGAGAUCUAACAUUUACUCCACCACCGCGUUACUCAUCUCUCGGUUUUAGAAAAGACACACCUUCGCAGUCUGUGAUUUGA
This is a messenger RNA of Mya arenaria, 1077 nucleotides long. Its product is annotated as fibropellin-1-like. Gene Ontology annotation, biological process: heterophilic cell-cell adhesion; establishment or maintenance of epithelial cell apical/basal polarity. Gene Ontology annotation, molecular function: calcium ion binding. The transcript is spliced from 8 exons. Gene Ontology annotation, cellular component: protein-containing complex; plasma membrane. The record is from RefSeq and is a predicted model, not a curated record. Bases 70 to 1077 code for a protein of 335 amino acids. Lineage: Eukaryota; Metazoa; Mollusca; Bivalvia; Myida; Myidae.